Molecule: messenger RNA, 2663 nt
Organism: Cicer arietinum (chickpea)
Lineage: Eukaryota; Viridiplantae; Streptophyta; Magnoliopsida; Fabales; Fabaceae
Source: RefSeq, a predicted model, not a curated record
UUUUGUUUAAAGUUUGUGUUACCAAUGAAAGUUGCGUUCAAUUCUGAACAAAGGAGCGUAGUGAACAUAAACACAACUUAUCACAAAUUUCAAUUUCAUCUUUCACAUUUAUUUCUAAAACAAUAAUAAAUAAUUUUGUGUUCACUUCCCCUAAACGCGCUUAUAGAGAGAAGAAGAAGCAAAACGCAUUGUUUGUUUCGUUUAUAACUGCUUUCCGUUAUUAUGGCUGAAACUUCGACUCUUCUCGUUCGAUCUUUCUCCACUCCCGUUGACACUAGUUGCGCACUCCACGAGAGUAACCCUCUUCGGGCUCUCGGAGAAUCUAUCUCUUUUGGAAGGUUUAUGACAGAAAGCUUGAAUUGGGAGAAAUGGUCAACAUUUACGCAGAAUCGCUACGUGGAGGAAGCUGAAAAAUAUUCGAAACCAGGUUCUGUUGCUGCCAAAAGAGCCUACUUUGAGGCUCAUUAUAAGAGAAAGGCUGCGGAGAAAGAUGCUGCGUUGGUCCAAGAAGCAAAUGCUCAAGCUAAUGAAACUUUUGAAUCGGAAACUAGGGAACGAAACUGCGCAGACUCAUCCGAACAGAUAAAGUUGGAAGCUGACAAUAUUGAGACAGCCAAUGAAGAGAUAAAUAAUGAUACUGUCAAUUACCAAGGUGUUGAUUGUGACUGUGAUGCAAACCAAUGUAAAUGUGACGUUGGAGAAAAUGAUUUAGAUAUUUCUGAGGUGGAAGGAAUAGAGGAAGUCCUACGACCCUACAACGAUAUCAAUCUUGAUGUGGAGCAAAACUGUACUGACUCAUCCGAACAGAAAAAGUCAGAUGAUGGCAACAUUGAGGCAGCCAAUGAAGAUACUGUCAAUUACCUAGUGGUUGACUGUUAUGAUACAAACCAACAUAAAUUUGAUGUUGGACAAAAUGAUUUAGAUGUUUCCCAUGUAGAAGGAACAGAGGAAGUCCUACAUCCUUGCAAUGAUAUGAAUCUUGAUGUGGAAUGUUGUGUGCUUGUUGAUAAUUCUAAUCAGCUUGAUCAUGUUGAAGUCCAUAAGAAUAUUGAUGUUCCUGUUGAAGAGACAGCGCCUGAUCCUGGCAUUACCGAUCAAGAAGUUUUGGCUUUAUCCGUCAAGGAAAGAGAAGUAAAUUCUUCUCCAAAAUCAUCAGCCAAAAUUAGGGCUGACAAACUGCCUCAUUCCCGUGAUGAAAGGAAGGCUUUUAUUGCUGUACCACCGAGAAGUAGAAUAAACUGUGGUUUGAAACGUGAGAACUCUAUUGGAGAUGCAGUUGAGAGGAAGAUACUAACUGCACGGUCACUCCACACGUCAAUCAAUCUUCCUUCUAGCACCGCUGUAACAAGCAAAACAGGUGAUGCAUCUUUAAGAUCCAGAUAUGGAAUUCACAGAUUUUCAACAAGUAAGAGCUCUGUUGGAAGCUUAGUUGAGAAGAAGAGAUUGACUACAUCAUCACAUUACAUGUCAAUCAAUGUUCCAUCUGGCACUGGGGUAGCAAGUAAAACAACUACCACAGCGCUUAAACCCAGCAACAGAAUGAACAUUGUUCCAAAAAGUAUUGGAGCCUCAUUGGAGAAGAGACCAAUUACAAGGUCACUCCACAUGUCAAUCAAUCUCUCUUCUGGUGCUGGUAUAACAAGUAAAACAACUUCAAUGAUUGAACAUAACAGUAUUAAAAAAAUUCAUGGUGGUUUGCCCAAAGUUCAUCCAGUGGCAUCACAGACAUCAACUGAGGCAUCUCGUGGUUUGUCAAAUCAAGCUCCAGCAAAUCUUCCUUCUGUGGGCAGAAGCUGCCUGAAAUCUUCAAGCACCACUAAAAGCAAUCCCCGGUCAGCUACCAUAUCAUCACCUUUUAGAUUUAGAAGUAAUGAAAGAGCAAUAAAACGCAAAGAGUUCUUGCAGAGGAUGGAUAAAACUAAAUCCAAGGAAGAAGAGAAAGUUCAAUUGCAAAGGAUAUCAAAGGAUAAAACAGAGCAUGAUCACCAAAAGCAGAGCAGUGGCACGAAAUCAAAACAAAAUGAUGAUGGCCUAAGUGGAUCACAAUCAUCAAGCAAUCAGACUAGAAAGAUCUCACUUACAUCGACCCUGUCACCAAGGCUAGUGAGGAAAGCAAGUUCUAGUACAACAAAAAACUUGGGAAGUUCAUGGAAGCCUCCAAUCAGCGCUAAUAAUUCCAAACGUAUUUCAGAAAAAAACAACCAAACAACAAGGCAAUCAGGAACUUCAUUAUCAAAAACCAGGCUGGAAAAUGCUUCUCCAAAUAUUCAGCAUUGAGAACAUGAAAUUGGUUACCUGAGACUGUCUUCUUUUGAAGAACUUGCUGUCAAAGAUAGUAUUCUGCAAUAUAAUACGGCGCUUAUGAUUUGACUCUAAGAGGAUCAUAUGGAGGUUCAUGUCGUGACAUGUUUUCACAUUUUGAUGGAAAUUUUUGUAGACCUUUUUUUUCUUUUCAUUUUUCCAAUUAUAUCUAGGCUUCAAUAAGUUUUGACCUAGGAGCAUAUGAGUGUUAGAAAAAUUAACUCUGUAAGUAGGUUUAGGCUAUAACUAUAUACCUAAAGGUAGAUAGGGGAUGUGUAUAGUCUAUAGUUGUCAUGGAUUAAAUUACCAUUGUUUUUUUGUGUUUGACAAACUAAUACAUUUGUUAGUGUCUUAGUGAUUCA